Prorocentrum cordatum is the source of this 687-nucleotide messenger RNA. The record is from the annotation of a GenBank genome assembly. Lineage: Eukaryota; Dinophyceae; Prorocentrales; Prorocentraceae.
AUGAUCAAGAUCCUGCCCAAGAGCCAUGUGCCGAUUGCGCUCCAAGCUGACACAGGCCUGGUCCAGAUAGAAGCGCACGACUUAUCCCUGGCCUUUGUCUUCUUUUGGUGCUUGCUGUAUAUUUCCAUCUUUGGAGAGUUCGACGAGAACAGGUGCCUGGUGACGUUCUGGAACAAGGGCACGGAGCAGCAGAAGCACCUCCUCAGACGAGCGAACCACAUCCUUUUUGUCCUCUGCACGCCGAGCGUGGUCGUCUUCUGGCUGGCGGUUCUCAUCCGCUCGAUGCCCGACUUCUUCGGCAAGAUCUUCAUGCCUGAGGAUCGGGGAGGUGGUCCUGGCCGCGUGCAGCGUCGUGUUCGGCCUGUCCUACGCUGUCAUCAAGGAGAAUCCGAGGCGGCUCUCGGACUACUCCAGGCAGCUUGUCGAGAACAUGCUCAUCUACUGAGCACGCUCGGAGGGCCCCUCCUCGCCGAGGCUGCCGGUGCGCACGGGCCCGCGGCCCGCCCGAGCGCAGCGGCGCAGCGGCGCAGCGGCGCAGCGGCGCAGCGGCGCAGCGGCGCAGCGCGCAGCGCGUUGCGCAGCCCGCCGUCGGCGCGGCCUCCGCGAGGGGGCGGCUCGAGCGGUGCGCCGUCGCCCGGCGCGCGGGCCGAGAGCAAGCAGUGGCAAAGCGUCUUGGCUUGCCUGUAG